Priapulus caudatus is the source of this 1212-nucleotide messenger RNA. RefSeq names its product box C/D snoRNA protein 1-like. The coding region runs from base 27 to 971 and encodes 314 amino acids. The record is from RefSeq and is a predicted model, not a curated record. Gene Ontology annotation, cellular component: pre-snoRNP complex; nucleus. Gene Ontology annotation, biological process: box C/D snoRNP assembly; snoRNA localization; maturation of LSU-rRNA from tricistronic rRNA transcript (SSU-rRNA, 5.8S rRNA, LSU-rRNA). The transcript has a single exon. NCBI's taxonomy places the organism in Eukaryota, Metazoa, Priapulida, Priapulimorpha, Priapulimorphida, Priapulidae.
UUGUCUGCAUCCGUUUGCGUGUCGCCAUGGUCGCAAAGAAUCAGUGUGAGGUGUGCGAGAGCAGUACAACGAAGUACUGCUGCCCCGCGUGCGAGACGCGCACGUGUUCCCUGCCGUGCGUCAAUGCACACAAGGAGCUGAGUGGCUGCACCGGCCGGAGGGACCGCACAAAGUACGUGCCCACCAGCGACAUGGGGGACCUCACGUUGCUUAGCGACUACCGCUUUCUGGAAGAGGUCGACCGCACGGUCGACAACGGAGUGCGGAGCGAGCAAGCGCGUCGGCGUGACUACACGCUCUUCAUGCACAAGAUGACGCAGAAGGCGCGCAUACGCGGCAUCGACCUGCGAUUGAUGCCGUCGUCGUUCAGCCGUCGCCGCGGCAACGCGACGUUCUACCACGCACGCGCCGACGCCUUCUUCUGGCAGCUGGAGCUCGUCUUCCCCGCGGCCGGGGCAGCGGCGGGGUUCACUGAGCGCAAACUCCACGAGAGCACCCACCUCAGCGAUGUUCUCGGUAAGUAUCUCGGCACAGCAGCCGACAUGGAGCUGAGCGGGCGUCUGCGCGCCGCGUAUGGGGAUCGUCGGCCCGCCGAUGUCGUCGUGUUGAUGGCGGCGGAGGGUGCGCAGCGGCAGCGUUACCACCGACUAGCCGUCUCACACAGCCUGGCCGAGAACCUGCGAGGCAAGACGGUCGUCGAGUUCCCAAAGUUGUAUGUUGUGCUACCGCAGUGUGCGCACGAGUAUCCUGAUGUGGCGGGAGGGGGACCGUCUACGCAUGUGAAGGAGAGGGAGGGCGAGGCAACCAACCCAUCCAGUAAAAGGGUAAAGUUGGAGACGAACUCUGAAGGCAAUGUUGACCAAGAUGUCCAGAACCUUCCUGCAAGUGUAGGUCCACACAAAGAACAACAUAAUUGUGUUGAUGACAGUGUUAAAGAGGAAGGGGAGGUCAGUGACAAAGAUGAGCCGUAGGCCAGCCAAAGGGUACGCCCUUCGACUGCAGCAUCAUAGCAAAUAAUCAAGGAGAGGGAGAAUAAUUCUUUGCCGUUCAAUAUUGACGAGUUUAUUGUAAAAUUCCAUUUAGGUGACCUUAUUUUGAACAUGCAAACGCUAUCAUCGCUUUCUGUCUGUGAAGAAUAUGAGUGUGAAUGCUGUGCGCAAGUAUUACACUUGGUAUAUAAUAAAUGUUAGUGUGUUAGUAUCAGUAGUUCUA